CCUUCUCUCUCUCUCUCUCUCGUUGCAAAAAGCUAUGGCUCAUAACACAGAGAAAGAGGAGACGGAGCUCAAGGUUCCGAAAACUUUAACCUUGUGCUCACCGCCGGUUGCUACGCCUCCGUCGAAGAUAUCCGGUUCCUAUGAGCAAAGAUCGGAUCCGAAGAGUUGUGGUUCCAGCGAAGUCAUCGUUGAGAUGAGACCAAACUCCAAUAGCUCGCCGGGAAAUCCGUAUCUAGAUUUGAAACCACCUUCUGUGGCGGUUGAUUCGUCGUAUGAUGCUAAGACGAAGAGACGCGAUGUGAAUCGGUGCUCAGGUUGUCGACGGAAAGUCGGAUUAACGGGAUUCCGAUGUCGCUGCGGUGAGAUGUUCUGUUCCGAACAUCGGUACUCCGAUCGACACGACUGUAGUUACGAUUACAAGGCUGCCGGACGUGAAGCGAUCUCUCGUGAGAAUCCAAUGGUUAGACCGGCGAAGAUUCUAAAAGUCUAAUUCAAAAUGGAAACGACACAAAACGAUCAUCAAUCAUUGUUUUCCGGAUCAUCGGUUGCAAAAAUAUGCCGCCAAACGGUAGAGGUGCGUGGCUUGCUUACGUCACGCUUUUUCUUCCUAGUUUUUGGCUAUGUCUUUGAUAGAUCGGAAGAUUGGACGUGUUCAUCGGUAGCGACAUUAGAAAUUCGAAAUACGGUGGAAGGUAUCAUCGUCAAAUAUGAUACUGGUAGUGGUACUUUUGCCUUUUUCAAGGUUCAAUAUUUAUGAACAUAUUCUAUAAUCUAUUAUGUUGUUCCGCUUUCAAAUCACGAUUAGAUUAAUUCGUAUCUUGUGAUAACUAUGUAAUGUUACUCGAUGAUGAUUCGAUGGAUUUUGCUAAUCAACCUGUUUGCUUCUCCUAUGGAUCGAAGCGUGUGCUGCAUCA
Messenger RNA from Cynara cardunculus var. scolymus (artichoke), 914 nucleotides. RefSeq names its product zinc finger A20 and AN1 domain-containing stress-associated protein 5-like. Gene Ontology annotation, biological process: protein ubiquitination. The coding region runs from base 35 to 490 and encodes 151 amino acids. The record is from RefSeq and is a predicted model, not a curated record. The transcript has a single exon. NCBI's taxonomy places the organism in Eukaryota, Viridiplantae, Streptophyta, Magnoliopsida, Asterales, Asteraceae. Gene Ontology annotation, molecular function: zinc ion binding; ubiquitin-protein transferase activity.